AUGGAUGCUACAGCAGAGCUCCUCAAACGUGAUGCCAACUCUCCAACAAACUACUCUCUCUAUGUCUUGGCUAUCAUUGUUGGUUGCGUGGUGAUUGUCCUUAUCGGAUAUGGCAUCUAUAUGAUGUACCAUGGAACAGAAGACGGAGCAUUCUACGAUAUCGGUUACGAACAACGGAAAUACAUGCGUGAAGUACGACAGAGGAACAUCAACAGUCUAGCCGUUACUGCAAGAAGGCCUGAUAUGAUAGUUCCCGUUGAGGAACUGAAUUAUUGA
This is a messenger RNA of Penicillium brasilianum, 276 nucleotides long. NCBI's taxonomy places the organism in Eukaryota, Fungi, Ascomycota, Eurotiomycetes, Eurotiales, Aspergillaceae. The record is from the annotation of a GenBank genome assembly.